Molecule: messenger RNA, 447 nt
Organism: Vespa velutina
Lineage: Eukaryota; Metazoa; Arthropoda; Insecta; Hymenoptera; Vespidae
Product: cytochrome P450 4p1-like
Exons: 5
Coding region: 1-447 (148 amino acids)
Molecular function (GO): iron ion binding; oxidoreductase activity, acting on paired donors, with incorporation or reduction of molecular oxygen; heme binding
Source: RefSeq, a predicted model, not a curated record
AUGUUAAUCAUCGUCGCUUUAAUGGAAAAAUUAGAAACUUUAGUUGUAGAGAAUGUAGACUUUUGCCAGCCAUUACACGACUUCUAUUUGAUACUCAAUUUGAUGGAUAUAACUGUGCAAAGGAUAUUUCAAAUAUGGUUAUAUUCGAAUAUAAUUUUUCGUAAUACUACUAUGUGGAAGAAAUUUCAGACAUGUUCAUCCUACCUGAAUCUUAACCUUUUGGAACGAGUGAUCAAAGAAACAUUACGUCUAUUCCCUUCAAGGCCAAUCAUUACCAGGAAAGUUAUGCAAGAUAUAGAGGUGACAAAAAAAUUAGCUAUAGCGAAAGGAAAUACUUCGAUAUUUUUCAUUUAUAAAACAUAUCGAAAUGAAAAAUAUUGGUCCCAGCCAUUAGUAUUCGAUCCGGAUAGAUUUCUACCGGAAAUUACAUUCUGUGAAGUUACAUAA